Carica papaya (papaya) is the source of this 1530-nucleotide messenger RNA. It is a transcript of the gene SPCH, whose product is annotated as basic helix-loop-helix (bHLH) DNA-binding superfamily protein. Gene Ontology annotation, biological process: guard cell differentiation; positive regulation of DNA-templated transcription; stomatal complex development. Gene Ontology annotation, cellular component: nucleus. The record is from RefSeq and is a predicted model, not a curated record. Lineage: Eukaryota; Viridiplantae; Streptophyta; Magnoliopsida; Brassicales; Caricaceae. Gene Ontology annotation, molecular function: DNA-binding transcription factor activity; protein dimerization activity.
UGUAAAUCUCCCUCUCUUCACAGCCUAUCGUCUUUCUCUCACCAUCUGGAGUUGUCAUCUACAGUAACCCAUAUGCUCAACUUCUUCGUCUUCUUCUCCAUUUUUCUUGGGAUUCUGCACUGAUCUGCUCUUCAACUCUCACUGAUUCCCCGCAACUCACUCGUCUCUCCCACCAAAAAGAACACCCAGCUCAACUCACCUUUACCCCGAUUGCGAUAGUUUAGUCCCUUUCACGUAUGUAAUUUUAUUUGUUUAAUCUUUUUUCAAAAUCGUUUUCUUGAUCUUGACAAUCUCUUGUCAUUUAUAUCUAUCUGGGCCUGCUUCAUCUGUUCCCUCUUCUUCUUCUUCUUCUUCUUCUUCUUCUUCAUCACUGAGUUAACUCAGUACUUUCUCUCUCUCACUGCGGUUUGGUCGGUUUUUAAUAAUGAGUCAGAGUUUAUCAGAUCUUUUUGACGACAACCGAGAAUUCGGGGAUGCUCUCAGCUUGGUAGGAGACGACUUGUUCGCUCUCCUUGAGAGUUUGGACAAUGUUGCAGAUUUUCCUCCGUUGACGCCGCUUGAUGAAACCUCCGCUUCUGCUGGAGGUGGCGGCGCCGGUGAAGAGGCGACGACGAGGAGAUUGGUCUCUCAGAAAUCCACGUCGUCUACUACGUUAGUUCAUGACUAUCCAGAGACUGAGUUUGAACCCUGCUGCAACUCGCCUAAGAGCAAGCGAGCAAAGGUAGCGAGUUCCAGUCAGCAAGAUCAAGAAGGUCGGAAUCAAGAUGAGCCACAGAGAAUGUCCCAUAUCACGGUGGAAAGGAACCGGAGAAAGCAAAUGAAUGACCAUUUAUCGGUUUUGAGGUCCUUAAUGCCUUGCUUCUACGUCAAAAGGGGAGACCAAGCUUCCAUCAUAAGCGGAGUGAUCGACUACAUCAACGAAUUACAGCAAGUUCUACAGUCCCUGGAAGCUAAGAAACAAAGAAAAGCUUACAGCGAAGUUCUAAGCCCUAGGGUUCCCGUCGUCUCCAGUCCCAGACCCUCACCACUAAGCCCUAGAAAGCCACCGCUGAGUCCCAGAAUAAACCUCCCGAUUAGCCCUAGAACUCCGCAGCCAAACAGCCCCUACAAACCACCCAGGUUGCACAACCAACCCUACUUGUCUUCUCCGACCGGCAUGCAGCUCGACCCUUCUCCUUCUUCUUCUUCCACCUCCGGCUGCUCCGUCGACGGCGGCAAAGAGCUCGUCGCCAACUCCAAGUCAGCCUUGGCGGACGUCGAGGUUAAGUUCUCCGGUCCUAAUUUGGUGUUGAAGACUGUUUCGGGUCGGAUUCCGGGUCAGGCUGCGAAGAUCAUGGCGGCUCUGGAGGAACUGGCGCUUGAAAUUCUUCAUGUCAACAUAAAUACCGUUGAUGAAACCAUGCUUAAUUCCUUCACCAUUAAGAUUGGAAUUGAAUGUCAACUCAGUGCUGAGGAACUCGCUCAACAAAUCCAGAAAACAUUCUGCUGAAAUUAAUUUUAAUUAAUUAAUUAAUAGUAAUUAGAAGGCAG